CCACCCUUGUCAGCAGGAAUUGUGAUAUAAGGCAUGAGUUUUGACAGACACACAGAUCCUAUCAAAAUGUCCAAGGGGCUUCUCCUCCUCUGGCUGGUGAUGGAGUUCUGGUGGCUUUCUCUGACACCAGCUGCCUCAGAGGAUACAAUAAUAGGGUUUUUGGGCCAGUCGGUGACUUUGCCUUGUCAUUACCUAUCCUGGUCCGAGAGUCACAACAGCAUGUGCUGGGGCAAAGGUAAAUGUCCCAAUUCCAAGUGCAACGAGGCGCUUCUCCAUACAGACGGAACAACCAUCAUCUCCAGGAAGUCAAUAAAAUAUACACUUUUGGGGAAUAUCCAUUCUGGUGAUGUGUCCUUGACCAUCUCAAACACCAAUCAAGGUGACAGUGGGGUGUACUGCUGCCGUAUAGAGGUGCCUGGCUGGUUCAAUGAUGUCAAGAAGAAUGUGCGCCUGGAGCUGAGGAGAGCCACAACAACGAAAAGACCAACAACAACCACCCGGCCAACCACCACCCCUUACGUGACCACCACCCCAGAGCUGCUUCCAACAACAGUCAUGACCACACCUGUUCCCACAACUAUUGCACCACCCCAGACACAGGCCAACACUGCCUUCAGUACAGCAAUGACCACGUACCCCUCAACAACACCUGGCUCCUUCUCACAAGAAACCACAAAUUUUCCAACCACUGAGAUCUUCACAAAAGAGUCCACCAUCACCGCAGAAUCAGAAACUCCAUCUGCAUCCAAUCACUCUCAAAGAAGUAUGGUGAUAUCUACAGACGUAGCCUUACUCAGACCCACGGGGUCCAAGACUUUGAUUCUCCCAUCAACUUCACAGCUGACAACACCUAAAUUAACAACAUUAAAGACGAGAGAAGUUCCACAGAAGGCAUCUAAAUCACAUCAGAGCGACAACAUCUUGAUCAUUGCCUGCUGUGUGGGCUUUGUGCUGAUGGUGUUAUUGUUUCUGGCGUUUCUCCUUCGAGGAAAAGUCACGGAAGCCAAUUGUUUGCAGAGACACAAGAGGCCAGACAACACUGAAGAUAGUGAGAGUGUCCUCAAUGACAUGUCACAUAGGAGGGAUGAUGAAGACAGAAUUUUCUCGCUCUGACUCACCAAUAUUGUAAUUUUUUUUUAAAGUCUCACUCUGUUUACUGACGCUGUGGGUCCUGUCUUGUAUCUUCCCACAUGAAGGUGCUUUAGAGAUACAUCUUCCCUGCCUAGUGCUUUAGUCAUCUCUGUAGUUUUGUUGGCUAGGUGACUUUUCACACUGGGCUUGAACACUGUCAGUGAUGGUGAACUCAUUGCCACAGCCUUGGGAGUCUCUUUCAGUCUCCCAGCAGUAGAGGGAGUUAGAAAUAGCCAAUGAAAAAACAUCUCUCUUUUCAGACAGUAUUUGCUUUGUUGGUGGUAGCUGAACUUCAUUUACACAGAGCUUGUUUAAUGUCUGUCUUCUUCUUGGUAUCUAAGCUGCCUUUUUUUGUUGUUGUUGUUGUUGUUGUUGUUACGAUAUUAACUUCUCUUCAUAUUCGAGUGUCUUCAAAGUUGCCCAUAGUGCCUUCUAAACUCUUGUCAGAGAGUUUGGGUUUUGGAAGCAGCCAGGUACCCAUCAAAGCAAGGGUGCCAAUGACAAGGAAUGUGUACAAAUGAAACACUGAAGCUAUCUAAAUAAAUUCCUCUAAGUGUAACUCAUUUUACUUCAGCGCAGGAAGAACAAAUUUGUUUUAAAACUUUAAUAAUUACUAGCACGAUGAACCCUCAGAGAGAAAUAAGAACAAAUAGCUGUUGAAUAAAUGAAUGUAAGAAAACAUAUGUCUGAGCAAGGAUACUCUGUCUGGCUACUAUGGGAAGCUAGCUAGAUCUGGCAGACAUUCUCAGACUAUCCUCAUGCUCAGGGCAACAGUAUCAUUAAAGGAAUAAGCCUCCUGUCCUAUAGCUAACUCACUUUUGCAUUUCUACUCUCUUAACAGUACCUUUAAGAGGCAAACAGAGACUGUGAGAUGGAUCAGCUAGAAAAAGGAGCUUGCUACCAAGCUUGAUGACUUUAAGUUUAAUCUCUAGGACUCCCAUAGUAGAAGGAGAGGUCCUAUUCUUACAAGUUGUCCACAUACAUGUCAUAGCAUGUACCAUCCCAUAUUAUAUACAUGUACAUACACACAUAAUAAAACACAAAAAAACAAACAAAAUUGUCCUCAUGGUACAGCCUACAGAUCUAUUACUCUGUUAGUUGACAUGGCAUCAGGAAGAACCUACUCCUAAU
Mastomys coucha (southern multimammate mouse) is the source of this 2262-nucleotide messenger RNA. Its product is annotated as T-cell immunoglobulin and mucin domain-containing protein 4-like. NCBI's taxonomy places the organism in Eukaryota, Metazoa, Chordata, Mammalia, Rodentia, Muridae. The record is from RefSeq and is a predicted model, not a curated record. Bases 34 to 1113 code for a protein of 359 amino acids. The transcript is spliced from 9 exons.